AUGGAAAACCAAUCCAGCAUCUCUGAGUUUUUCCUCCAAGGAAUAUCCAAGUUACCAGAGCAAAAGCAGUUCCUCUUUGGAAUUUCCCUGUGUAUGUAUCUUGUCACUUUAACUGGGAACAUGCUCAUCUUCCUGGCCAUCAGAUCAGACCCACACCCCCACACCUCCACGUACUUCUUUCUGACCAACCUGUCUUUUGUUGACAUAGGUUUAACAUCUUCCACAGUUACCAAGAUGCUGGUAAAUGUGCAGACUCAACAUCACACCAUUUCCUAUGCUGGUUACCUCAUACAAAUGUAUUUGAUGUUUGGUGAUCUGGAGAGCUUCUUCCUGGCUGUAAUGGUGUAUGACCAUUAUGUGGCCAUUUGCCACCCUCUCCACUACUCCACAGUCAUGAGCCCCCAAGUCUGUGCCCUGCUGCUUGCAUUGUGCUGGGUCCUCACCCACACUGUUGCCCUGACUCACUGUGCCCUCCUCAUAGCUUGGCUGUCCUUCUCUGUUGCUGGGGAAAUAGCUCACUUUUUCUGUGACAUAACUCCUAUCCUGAAGCUGUCAUGUUCCGACACUCACAUCAGCAUGUUGAUGGUUUUUGCCAUAGGAGGCACAGUGGUACUCAUUGUCCCCUUUAUCUGCAUUGUCAUCUCCUACAUCCACAUUAUAUUGGCCUUCCUAAGGGUCCAAACUCCUGGUGCAGAAGGCAAGGCCUUUUCCACCUGUAGUUCCCAUCUCUGUGUCAUCUGUGUGUUCUAUGGGACGCUCUUCAGUGCCUACUUGUGCCCUGCCUCUGUUGCCUCUGAAGAGAAGGACAUGGCAGAAGCUGCAGUGUAUACUGUUGUGACCCCCAUGUUGAGCCCCUUUAUCUAUAGACUGAGGAACAAGGACAUGAAGGGUGCCCUUAAGAAGCUCCUCAGUCACAGGAGAAUUUUAUCCUCUUAG
This is a messenger RNA of Lynx canadensis (Canada lynx), 936 nucleotides long. Its product is annotated as olfactory receptor 1N1. Gene Ontology annotation, cellular component: membrane. Gene Ontology annotation, molecular function: olfactory receptor activity; G protein-coupled receptor activity. Gene Ontology annotation, biological process: G protein-coupled receptor signaling pathway. The record is from RefSeq and is a predicted model, not a curated record. NCBI's taxonomy places the organism in Eukaryota, Metazoa, Chordata, Mammalia, Carnivora, Felidae.